Molecule: messenger RNA, 1708 nt
Organism: Cinclus cinclus
Lineage: Eukaryota; Metazoa; Chordata; Aves; Passeriformes; Cinclidae
Gene: FSBP
Product: fibrinogen silencer binding protein
Exons: 2
Coding region: 1-897 (298 amino acids)
Source: RefSeq, a predicted model, not a curated record
AUGGUUGGGAAGGCCAGAUCUUCUAAUUUUACCUUAUCUGAAAAGCUCGAUUUGCUAAAACUCGUGAAGCCGUAUGUUAAAAUUCUCGAGGAACAUACCAAUAAGCAUUCUGUAAUAGUGGAAAAAAACAAAUGCUGGGAUAUUAUAGCUGAUAACUACAAUGCCAUCGGAGUAGAUCGCCCUCCUCGCACUGCACAGGGCCUGCGCACGCUGUACAAGAGGCUCAAAGAAUAUGCCAAACAGGAGCUAUUGCAGCAAAAGGAGACUCACUCAGAUUGUAAAAGCAGCAUUUCCGAGCCAACCAAGAAAGUUGUGGAGAUGAUUCCACAGAUUUCCAAUGUGUGUUUAAGAGACAGGAGCAGUGUUCAAAGUGCUAGUAUCGAUAAAGAAACAAUUGCUGGUACCAGUUCGCCACAGGCAAUGUUGGAUCACCAUCCUGCGACAGUCAUGAUGGACUUGCAGUCAGAAGAGGAUGUCAAACCCCCUCCUUCUCUGAUUAUAGACUCACAGCAAAAUGAGAACUUAGGACAAGAGGAAGAACACCAGCUGGUGCAUAUUAUGGAAAGGUCUCCUUCAACAUCAGUGUCUUCAGUUGAUAUGAGAGUGAUGAUGUCUCCUUCCCCUGUACCAAGAAGAGAUGAGUUUUUUAGGCUUGAGGUUGGAGAACGCUUUAGACCAAUGUAUGGUUAUGACCCACAGAUGUUACAAAUGCUGAAAGAGGAGCAUCAAAUAAUAUUAGAAAACCAAAGAAAAAUUGGUCUUUAUGUCCAAGAGAAAAGGGAUGGUUUGAAAAGAAAGCAGCAACUGGAAGAAGAACUGUUGCGAACAAAAAUCAAAGUAGAGAAGCUGAAGGCAAUACGACUACGCCAUGAUCUGCCAGAAUACAGCAGUAUCUAAAUAUUUUAUUACUUCUGUCAUAUUCUUUGAAAUACUUAAUAAUAAAUGCAAAAUUGUUUUUUAUGCUAACAUGGAUGGAUCAAAAUCUGGGCUUGAGACAUGAAAGCAUAUGUUGUUUAAGUACCCUAGAAAAAUACCUCAUAUGAGUUUUAAUGCACCAGCUCUUCUGGUCUAAAGUAUAAUCAAAUCCACGUUUGUUUAGAUUGAUAAAAAUCCAAACUUUAAAAAUAUUUUGACUUAUCACUAGAGUUGUGAUGAGGUAAUGGAAAUUUAACUCAGCUCUUGCUAAAAAUGUUGGUCAUAUGCAUUAUUUUUUCAAAUAAUCACCUUUAAUAUCUUAAUGAAGUUGCAGGUAAAUAAGUGCAUAUAAGAACAAGAGAAAUAAGAGGCUAUGUUUAAAUGUUUUAUUCUUUUUAAGUUGGUAAAUCUUGUGACAGUAGUGUCAUUUUGCUGAUAUGUCAGCUUGGAAAACAAAAUUACUGGAUUGUUAUAUUUUUUUAAUGUUCAGUAGACAGUUGAAUAAAUGUGCAUCUUUUUAAAAGUUAAUACUUUUAAAUUGUUUCCAGUGGAGAAAUGUUUCCAUAGGAUGUUAUCAGAAUUGAGACAAUGAAUGCAACACUUGGUUUUUAAAACUGCAUGCAUGUGUAAUUUGUGUGUACAGUUACCAUGAUUGUGUAUUCAGUUAUAGUAAUUAUACUGGUGAUCAACCACAUAAAUAUCUACUUUGCUCAUUUGCAUGCAUAAUUACUACAAUGCAUGUGCAACCAAGACAGUUGCAGGUGCCUUUGAUCAAUAUCACUAUGACUAAGCU